CACUUCAACGUUAAUCCUUCUGUUCUUUUGUUUCCAGACCAUGAAUCUAACCAGUGGUGUUAUGACAACUUUGUCAACUACCGCUCGCUGAUGUCUGCUGACAAUGUACGCCAGCAGCUGUCCCGGAUCAUGGACCGCUUCAGUCUGCCCCGGCGGAGCACAGAGUUCACCAGCAGAGAUUACUACAUCAACAUCCGACGAGCGCUCUGCACCGGCUUCUUCAUGCAGGUGGCUCAUCUGGAGCGCACGGGCCAUUACCUUACAGUGAAAGAUAACCAGGUGGUGCAGCUGCACCCAUCCACGGUCCUGGACCACAAGCCUGAAUGGGUGCUCUACAAUGAGUUUGUCCUCACCACCAAGAACUACAUCCGAACUUGCACAGAUAUCAAACCAGAGUGGUUGGUGAAGAUUGCACCCCAGUACUAUGACAUGAGUAACUUUCCACAAUGUGAAGCUAAAAGACAGCUGGAGCGAAUUGUUGCCAAACUAGAGAGCAAAGAAUACUCUCAGUACUGAAAUAUAGUCGAGAAGUGUCCUGGAAAACCACCUGCAUACUGUAGUUUUAGAUCUUUCUGUAUCAUUGUACCUUAAUGUUCAAACGUUGGCUUUAUGAUUUAUAGUAUUUGUUUGCUUAUUUUUGUUAUUUUUUUCCCCCCAUCAGUGUCAGUUCUAUAAGUAGGUGUAAUUGAAUAUCAGCAGCAAUUGUUAGAUCCAGCUAUUAUGAUUUUCAAAAGAAGUAAUAUGGAGCAGGUCUUGUUGAUGUGGUUGAACUUUCUUCAGGAGAAAUUGGAGCCAUAACAAAGAUCUGUGCUUGCUUUGUUUCUUUAAUAAAUAAGCUUUGACUUUUAUUGUCUAUAACAUUUUUUGGUUGCUGACAAUAAAAAUGGUUUGAUGGGG
Messenger RNA from Fundulus heteroclitus (mummichog), 897 nucleotides. Its product is annotated as pre-mRNA-splicing factor ATP-dependent RNA helicase DHX15-like. NCBI's taxonomy places the organism in Eukaryota, Metazoa, Chordata, Actinopteri, Cyprinodontiformes, Fundulidae. The record is from RefSeq and is a predicted model, not a curated record. Bases 91 to 516 code for a protein of 141 amino acids. The transcript has 3 exons.